AUGUCCAUGUACCCAUAUACCAUGGGCUCCGCAGCACUUAAAACUACCACCGAAAUCACCAUCGCAAGAACUAAUCCCGUAUUCCCCAGCACGGCCAUCGUUAGCGCGCAUGUUUUGCGAUUUAUAGAGAAAUUCGAGUAG
Messenger RNA from Sclerotinia sclerotiorum 1980 UF-70, 141 nucleotides. RefSeq lists its product with no specific name. NCBI's taxonomy places the organism in Eukaryota, Fungi, Ascomycota, Leotiomycetes, Helotiales, Sclerotiniaceae. Bases 1 to 141 code for a protein of 46 amino acids. The record is from RefSeq and is a predicted model, not a curated record. The transcript has a single exon.